Molecule: messenger RNA, 258 nt
Organism: Mesorhabditis spiculigera
Lineage: Eukaryota; Metazoa; Nematoda; Chromadorea; Rhabditida; Rhabditidae
Source: the annotation of a GenBank genome assembly
AUGCCGCGUACCGAGGCAAAUACGCAAGCCUACCUCGACCUCAAAAGGCUGCAGGAAUUAAUCCAGACGCUGUCAAAUAUUCAAUCUGAAUGUAGUCAGAUUUUAACCAGAAUUCUAUUAAGAGAAACAGCUAUGCAGCAGCUGUUUGCUAGCGGCAUCAGCUUCCAAUGUGACAACUGCCAGCGCGAGCAUGACACCGGACCCCACGCUUCUAUUCAUGCGAUAGACGCUAUUACCUUUUCGAUCAAAACACGCCCA